GGCGUGGUCAGGGGCAGAGUCUGUAAGUGCGGAGUUGAGUAGUCGGAUCUGACUGGCUGUGACUAGCGGGAAGGAGCCAUGGAGAGUAACUCCAACCAGCGGAACAGGGAGGAGACCAAGGAAGGAGACCAAGCAUCUACUUCUCAUGAUGCAGUCAGUAAGAAUAGUGGCAGUAUGGACACUAAUGCAAACCCACCAGCAGAGGGCUCCAAAGCUGCAGAAAAAAAGCCACAUAAUCCACCCACCAGGCCCUCCUCUUCUAGUUCCUCUCACCAGAAGCCUUCUCACUCUCUUGUGCAGUCCUCCCAUUCCUCUGGGACCACGGACCUUCAGCCAUCUGUGUUUGGGCGCAGUGGUUCAUCCAUUUCUGCCAUGACUGUUCCCAUCCGCCUGGAUGCCUUGUCAUAUCUGCUCAACAAUGCAAUCAUUGGUUCCCACAGAAUGCUUCCCCAGAGUCCUUACUAUGGAGGGUCCUGGGUCCCAUCUGCUUGUCCUUAUCAGACGGGAUGUGCACCAUACAGCCCCUGGAUGAACCAGAGUCAAUGCUUUCCUUCUUGCUCCAAUGUGUCUGCCAGUUGCCAGCCGGGAUACUUUCCUUACCUUAACCACGAGGGCAACCAAUCAUAUCAGCCUUCAUGUUUCAUGCAGGUCCCCAGUAGUGGAAAAGCUAACCUCAAUCAUAGCUCAUUCACCAACUGCCCUGCUCAGAGCGGAAUCCCGUGGAAUCCUUAUGGAACUUCAUCAGGACAAAGCAACAGUGGCCCGCAGCAGCCUGAGGUUAAUAACGCCGCUGGCAUGUCUAGUGACAGGUUUUUCAACCUUGCAAAUUACUCGGCACAGAACUACCCCAAUACAAACAGGCCUGAGGGCAACGGCUGGAACAGGAGGUCUACUGAUAGAUCUUCAGAUGCUGCAAAUGACGCACCAGACGGGGAUAAGCAAAUGGCCCCAGCACGAAAAAGCUUUGGAAGGUUUGGAGAUAAACAGGAGGGAGAUGGCUGGCCUGGAAGGCAGCAGCGAGAUUUCGGCAGGGGUGGUGGAAGGGGUAGAGAUGACUUUGGAACGCCCCGCUGGCAGAAUAAUUCAAUGAACCAGGACAGAGCAUCAAGGUUUGGAGACAGAAGGGGCUAUUUUUCUCAGAGAAGAGACCAAGACAGUCCAGAACGAUUCCAAGGCAGAGGGUAUAAUUUGAAACGGGGCCGCUGGUCCAACAGUAUAGACACAGGGGGAGAAACCCGGGCUUCUUGGCAACAGAGAACCAACGUGUCUGACACCUCUCCAUGGUCUGACGCAACCACCAAAGAAAACCAGUCCAGUUCAUUUGGAGAAGCAAAACAAGCCAAUGAAGAUGAAGAUUGGGAGACAACUAGUCCUGAAGAAAAGUCUCUUGUCGAGUCUACUGAGUCCUCCAAACAGAAUGCUGCAAAUGCCGACACGGUUCCAGACCAUUUGGUGACAGACGACUGGGAAAUAAAAAAAGAGUCAACUGAAGAAAAUCGAUCAUCUGAAAAUGUAACAUCAACAUCUGCCAGUCUGGCCAAUGAAGAAGAACCCAGUUCGUCCAAAGAUACAGAGGAAGAGGCUGGUGGAGCAAAUAUCAGUUUCAUGCAAGGUUCCAACAAGGACGAGGGAGAUACUGAUGCCAAAUCCGAACAGAUGGAGGUUGAAAUUACUACUGGCCAAGAUCAUGUACCAUCUAAUUCUCCAUCUCCUACCGGCACUCAUCCCAAAGAAGAGAAAUCCGGCGCCCUUGAGACCCAGGAACCAAACACAGAGGCGUCAGGAACUGACAGUUACGCAUUGGUGGUUUAUGUGCCGAAGGAGAAUGACGACAUUGUGUUGGAGUUUGUAGACUCCACAGAUGGUUAACUGGAGCAUUAUGGGAUAUAUUAAACCUUAUUUUUACUAGUUGUUGAUUGAAGUUAAAUAUGCAGAAACCAUAGGUAGAGAGUAGAGAGUUAGGGGUCUUCAGCUUGGGGCAUUUAAUGGGGUUGCCAGUUAGGUAGUGCUUGUAACCACUGGCUCUCAGCUGUUGCUGACCAGUCACAGACUUAAUCCUUAAGAAUUUUAUAUUGUAUGUUUCAAAUGGGAAACACCAAAAGGCACAAUAGGAGUAAACCUCCAGCCACCCAGUGCCCAUAUGGAGGGUUGGCACCCCAAGCACCCAAGCAAUAAACACACGGGGGUUUGCCCUGCUUGCCUUUGCUCUGUUGGGCAAGUAUAGCUUUUUGAAGGCUGGCUAUAAAGAUAGAUAUAGGUUAGCCAUAGUCACCAGAACUCCCAUAAUCCUCUGCCAGCCACAUACUGGAGAUGUUAGUUUAGACAACUGUAUAACCUAUUAUAACCUAACUGCUUCUGUUGCUGGCUCCGCCUUCCAUAGGCCAUGCCACGCCUUUAUCAAAGAGGGUGGAGCUACAUACCAGUAAUAGGCACCCAGUGAUUGCAGAUUGUUUACAGCACCCAGUGUGCAAGUGUAAAAGCCAAGGGGUUACCCCAACUUUGUGUAAUACAACCUUCAGAAAUAUGUUUUAGUUUCCCUUUAAAAUCCACUUUUUAGCCCAUAGGCACAUAUGGGUAUUUUUUGUUUUUAUUUGCCUGGAAUAUUCAGUCCCCUAUAACUGUAUUCUCUAUAAGGUACGUGCCCAGGGCAGUUGUGGCGCCGUCUGACCGUACGUGAGUGAUUGGCCGAGAGCAUCUCAGGCGCAGAGAUAGGGUUUCAUAUGUUAAAAUGUAAGAAAUCUAAAGAAUAGUUAUAUUUUAUAUGAGGAUUUUACUCUGCGUAUUUGGCAGCUUCAAUAAAAAUGUUCAUUUUUUUCGCUA
Xenopus tropicalis (tropical clawed frog) is the source of this 2820-nucleotide messenger RNA. RefSeq names its product chromosome 7 C19orf84 homolog (gene c7h19orf84). The coding region runs from base 79 to 1869 and encodes 596 amino acids. NCBI's taxonomy places the organism in Eukaryota, Metazoa, Chordata, Amphibia, Anura, Pipidae. The transcript has 2 exons. The record is from RefSeq and is a predicted model, not a curated record.